CAGUCGUAUUUCGAUGCUAGUAAACUAAACAAUCAACAAGCAGCAGACCGAACCACGUUCAUUUAGAAAAAAAUAUUAUCGCUCUGAUCAGACGCUUGGAGUUUUGUUGGUUUCGUAGGUGACCUUCCUCCAAGUUGUCAAAUAUCAAUCCUACUGCUAGAACUGAGCGUAUCCAGCUCACUCUCCUCACGAAAACGAUACCUGGUAAUCAUUCAUUGAUAACACUAUCUACAACAACAAUGACAAUUAAAAUGUAGCAAUUAGAAAAACAGGGAAUCAUCAGUUCUUCAUUGGCCGUAGCGAAGUAACGACGACGCAAUGGAAGUGGAUCUGUUCACUACGGCGGCCAUCGGCACCAUUAUCCUGCUAAUAUUUUACUACAUAUCGAAAAACUAUGAAUACUUUCUAUCGAAACCGAUACCGUGCGUUAAACCGACGUUGCUGCUGGGCAGUACCGGUCCGAUGAUGUUCCGCAAAAGGGAUUUACCGUCACACAUCCAAAUGCUGUACAAUACCUUCCCGGAUUCGAAGAUAAUAGGCUUCUACGAUCUAAUGAAACCGAUCUUCAUGCUGCGCGACUCGGACUUGAUCAAGAGGAUCUGUGUGAAAGAUUUCGACUUCUUUACGGAUCACACCCCUGCAAUGAUGAACAGCUCACCUGACGGCGAGGUCGGUGGCGAAACGCUGUUCGGCAACUCGUUGUUUGCGUUACGUGGACAGAAGUGGAGAGACAUGCGAUCGACACUGAGUCCGGCGUUCACCGGAAGUAAGAUGCGGCAUAUGUUCGAGCUGGUGGCGGCCUGUGCCCGAUCAAUGGCUGAUUUUUUCCACUCAGAAGCGAAAGCAGGGAAAACUUUGGAGUACGAAAUGAAGGAUAUCUUCUCGCGGUUGGGAAACGAUGUCAUCGGAACGGUCGCUUUUGGAAUUGAGGUGAACUCGCUAAAGGAUCGUGAAAAUGAGUUCUACAUCAAAGGGAAACAGAUGGUAAAUUUUCAAACGUUUACUGCGCUUAUUAAGUUUUUAUUGAUGAGAAGUAUGCCUCGAUUGAUGCAUAAAUUAGGAGUCGAUUUCAUCGAUUCAAAUCUAACGAAUUAUUUUAGGAAAAUGAUCGUCGAUAAUAUAAAACAGAGAGAAGUGCAUGGAAUUGUGCGAAACGAUAUGAUUCAUAUGCUCAUGGAAGUUCGGAAAGGUUCUUUGAAGCAUAUCAAGGAGGAGCAGGGACUGAAUGAUGCGGGAUUUGCCACCGCAGAAGAAUCUAGUGUUGGAAAAACGUCACACACUCGAAUAUGGACCGAGAACGAGUUGAUCGCACAGUGCUUCCUAUUUUUCCUAGCGGGAUUCGACACAGUUUCUACUGCUAUGACCUUUUUGACCUAUGAACUAACCAUUAACCCGGAUAUUCAGAAUCGUCUGUAUGAGGAAAUUUUAGAAACCAAUCAAUCUUUGAACGACACCGCCCUAAGCUACGAAGUCCUCCAAAAUUUAAAAUAUAUGGACAUGGUAGUUUCGGAAUCCCUUCGCAAAUGGCCUCCGAAUGUUAUGUCAGACCGUUUCUGCACCAAGGACUACAAGUACGAUGACGGCACUGGAAUUCGCUUCACCAUCGAGAAAGAUCAAACAAUUUGGAUCCCUACCUUCGCCAUCCAUCACGAUCCAAAGUACUACCCGAAUCCGGAAAAGUUCGAUCCGGAGCGAUUUAACGAAGCAAACCGAUCGAAGAUUGAUCCCGGUGCCUGUGUACCAUUCGGAGUGGGCCCGAGGAAUUGCAUCGCUUCCAGGCUGGCGCUGAUGGAGAUCAAAUUGACCCUGUACUAUCUGCUGAAGGACUUCAGCUUGAAGCCGAACGAGAAGACGCAGAUUCCUUUACAACUGGCGAAAGCUUUCGCGCUAAAGGCGGAGAAUGGCGUGUGGGUGGAACUUAAAUUGAGGAGUGAAUAAAUUUGAGUACUUUUGAUGAAAACAUGUCUAACUAAAUGUUUUUAAUCUAAAGAAAUGGAUGACUUUUUAAACGUUUACGACAUACUCACAACUUUCGAAGCGUUCGUUAGGAAACACCGAUUCUUACAUGGAAUAAAAAAAGAUAGAAAUUUUUCAAAAAAAUAUUGUAAUGUUUUUGAAGACAAUUUUAUGGUUAAAGGAAUAUUAAAAACUGUUGCGUUUAUUAAGCUUGGAUUGAACGCAUCGAGAAUUUUUUGCUGGUGGAAUCCACUGAAUUAUAGUUUCGCCUUUACGGCUCUAGUUUUCUCCUUUGCUUCCAUGCCCUUCAUAUAUAUUUACUGUAACUCUUAUUUCACGUGAUUAAUCUAAUUCAGGUGGUCUCAACAGCUAUAAUUGAUAAACCUAUAUACUGACAGCAGCUUGAAAAGCAGAGAAUAGUAAAUCAGAUUGAAUAGGGAAGGAAACGAAUGAUGUCAAGUCAAAUACCUAGAUGUUAUUGAAUAAUCCAAAAUAAGCAAAAUAAAUCAAUUAUUCUCGAAAACCUUUUUCAAAUUAGCGAUAUCUAACAAUGAGAAACUCUGUUUGUUUACUGUUUCUGUUGAAUACU
This is a messenger RNA of Topomyia yanbarensis, 2545 nucleotides long. RefSeq names its product probable cytochrome P450 9f2. NCBI's taxonomy places the organism in Eukaryota, Metazoa, Arthropoda, Insecta, Diptera, Culicidae. The coding region runs from base 319 to 1938 and encodes 539 amino acids. The record is from RefSeq and is a predicted model, not a curated record. The transcript is spliced from 2 exons. Gene Ontology annotation, molecular function: oxidoreductase activity, acting on paired donors, with incorporation or reduction of molecular oxygen; monooxygenase activity; iron ion binding.